Molecule: messenger RNA, 1352 nt
Organism: Lampris incognitus (smalleye Pacific opah)
Lineage: Eukaryota; Metazoa; Chordata; Actinopteri; Lampriformes; Lampridae
Gene: lft1
Product: lefty1
Exons: 4
Coding region: 1-1080 (359 amino acids)
Biological process (GO): SMAD protein signal transduction; BMP signaling pathway
Cellular component (GO): extracellular region
Molecular function (GO): cytokine activity; growth factor activity; transforming growth factor beta receptor binding
Source: RefSeq, a predicted model, not a curated record
AUGGAUUUUCUCCUGCGUGCCUGCGUCCUGUGCGCCUGCUCCCUCGCCCUCGCCAAGGCCUUUACGCACCAGCAUAUAAAGGACGCGCUACUCCAGAAGCUGGGUCUAGAUGAGGUCCCCAACAUCCACAAGAGGGACCUGGAGAACCUGGUGAUUCCGACGCAUCUCAGAAACAAGUACACGUCCAUGCUGACCCUGCACCACAGCAGAAAACGCAGAUCUCUCCCCAGCCUGGCGGGCAUCUUGAGAGGCAUCCCUGGCAAUGCAGAUAUCGCCGGGGAGUACGUGUACUCCGACACGACUCGGCAGCGCAUGGUCUUCGACAUGGAGGCCAGGAUUCCGGACAACAGCGAGGUGACCAUGGCAGAGCUGAAGCUCUACAAGAGGGCUCCGCAUCACAAAAGGUCGAUGGUGGAGAGGAAGAGCCACCGCCCCGUCAGCAACGCCAGGGUCAGCGUCUACUGGGCGGAGGUGCUGCCCAGCGGCACCAACAGAACCCACCUGGUUGACUCGCGGUUGAUCCCAAUCCACGAGACGGGCUGGAAGAGCUUUGAUGUGACCCAGGCGGUGCACUAUUGGGCCAAAACCCAACAGGAAACACCUAUGCACCUGGAGGUGUGGAUCGAGGGCGAGAGACCCGGCAGCUACGCCGCAGAGAUGGCCAAGAGUGUCCACUUUACCACCCAAGACCAGACGGACAACACCUUGGGAACACCCGAGCUGAUCCUCUACACACUCAACCUCGAAGAGUACGGAUCUCGCGGCGACUGUGAGCUGAACCAGAAAAGGGAGGCGUGCUGCCGUGAGCAGUACUUUGUCGACUUCCGAGCGCUAACCUGGACGCAGUACUGGAUUAUCGAGCCGGCGGGUUACCAGGCGCACAGGUGCACCGGAAGCUGCAAGCAGCCGCGACGCAACUACGGCUACGGGGAGAGGAAGUGCACCGUGGCGGAGAGCGCCCCGUUACCCAUCAUGUACCUGGUGAAAAAGGGCGACUACACCGAGAUCGAAGUGGCCGAAUUCCCCAAUAUGAUCGUAGAGAGGUGUGCGUGUACGAUGGACAACGUCUCUAUAGUAUGAACGUGUGUAGUGGAGAUAACCAAAGACAAAACAGCACAUCAAGUACUUAAUACGCUAUUUCAAUGACCGUUGUCAUUGAGUUGGGCAAGGGGCAGAGUGCAGCAAGAGCGCUGCCGUCUGAUCGAGUCACAUUUGUUUUCCUCAAGCACUUUGUUACGUUUUGUAAAUAGCUGUGAUAGCUUUUUUUUCUCAUUUGUAUGAGUUGUACACUGAAUUCACCUCGGUUAAGCACUGAUUUUAUUUCGAAGGUGCUAUAUUUGCGAGCUGUAUAU